Messenger RNA from Anas platyrhynchos (mallard), 8700 nucleotides. NCBI's taxonomy places the organism in Eukaryota, Metazoa, Chordata, Aves, Anseriformes, Anatidae. The record is from RefSeq and is a predicted model, not a curated record.
CCCCGGCGAGUGGGCGCCGCGUCCGUGCCCUCGAUCGAUGCCCGGGGAGACGAGGAGGGCGGCUUGGAGAGCAGCCAGCGGGCAGCCCGGCUUCGGCACGGAGCUGAACUUCUUGCUUGCUUUCUUCCAGCUGGUUUUAUUCCUGCCCCUAGCCCGGAUGCAGAAAUCGGAGGCAAAUUGGAAGAUGAGUUCUUUCAAAGCCAAAGCAAACUAUGCAUGAGCAGCUCCUGCGUUUUGGCUACUUGCUUUUUAAUUGGGAGUUUGUCCAAGAUGCCCGAAGUUCAAACAGGGAUCACUGCCGUGCAGCACAAAGAAGCACAGUGUCUCUUUAGGGCUUGGAUAGAUAAUGAGAGGACUGAGCAUGCCUACUUGGCUAGUAUUUUAAAAUAUCAUCUAAUUAUAAAUAACUGACAAUAGGCAGCUCCCUGGCUCUCAUGCUGUGCCCAGGAAAAGUCUGAAUGAAUAGGCUGCUUUUCUGUCUGCCAGGGCAAUCUAGAAUCACACUCUAGAUCUUAAAGCCAUGAGGUUGGCAGGGUUAAAGGUCUCUUUGUGGGCACCCUGAACCUAGAGAGCUCUAGCCAGACUUCCCUGACCAGGCUCCAACCAUCCCACCUGGGGAGAGACGGCUUCUGCAGCAGCAAAGUUGUGCAGCUGCCUUUGGUUUCUCAAUUAAAGCAACCAUUUUGUUGCUGUACUUGGAAAUAAAUAGGAAGCCAGUGAAAGCACGUAGUGCAAUGCUAAAUGCUGACCUCCCACCUCUAAGUAUUAAGCUUCUCCAACUAGGCAGCCGAUGUUAAACAGGCACUUGGAAGUGUAUCCUCCAGUGGCCCUCUCAAUAUUUAUAGAUGCUUCCGAGCAGGAGCUUUCUAGCAUGAGGAGUGCUUGCCUCUAGUAAAGGAAAACCUCAGCUCUCUCAAUGAGGUAUUUAAAGGAGCUGCUUUGGAUGGCACCGUGCUGCUCAGAUGUCCCAUUGCUGCCGUGCUUUGCUUUUGAUCAGGAGAAACUGUAGAAGGCCUUCGAGAGAGUGAUUACCUUCUGAUUCAUUCGUGUCGGCAGUGGACAACAAUCACAGCUCACAGCCUGGAGGAGGGCCACUACGUCAUAGGGCCAAAGAUAGAAAUCCCUGUACAUUAUGCAGGGCAGUUUAAGCUGCUGGAACAAGACCGAGAUAUUAAGGAGCCAGUGCAGUAUUUUAACAGUGUGGAGGAGGUGGCUAAAGCAUUUCCUGAACGAGUUUACGUCAUGGAGGAAAUAACAUUCAACGUUAAGGUGGCUUCAGGUGAAUGCAAUGAAGACACGGAAGUUUACAACAUCACCCUUAGCACCGGGGAUGAGCUGACUUUAAUGGGGCAAGCAGAAAUCCUUUAUGCAAAAUCUUCUAAGGAGAAGUCCCGACUCAACACCAUCUUCAAAAAAAUUGGGAAACUUAAUUCAAUUAGCAAGCUCGGCAGAGGCAAAAUGCCCUGCCUCAUCUGCAUGAACCACAGGACCAAUGAAAGCAUCAGUCUCCCGUUCCAGUGUAAGGGCAAGUUCAGCACCCGCAGCCCGCUGGAGGUGCAGAUGCAAGAAGGUGAGCACACCAUUCGCAAUAUAGUAGAAAAAACCAGGCUGCCUGUUAACGUGACUGUGCCGAGUCCUACCCCGAGAAACCCUUACGACCUGCAUUUUAUCCGUGAAGGGCACAGGUACAAGUUCGUCAACAUUCAGACCAAGACUGUGGUGGUUUGUUGCGUGCUUCGUGGCAACAAAAUUAUUCCCAUGCAUUUUCCCUUGCACUUGACGCUUCCAAAAUUCACUCUACCUGACAGUCUUGUGAAGGGGGAGCUGUGGCACGAGUCCCUCAUCCAGCACUGGUUUAAUAUAUGCCAGGAGCAGUUCGACAUAGACGAGUAUUCCCGGGCCGUGCGCGAUGUGAAAGCUGACUGGAACGAGGACUGCAAGAGCCCGAAGAAAAGCCGGUGCAGCGGGCACACCCACGUGCCCAACUCGCUCAGCUACGCACGGGACGAGCUCACGCAGUCCUUCCAUCGGCUCUCGGUGUGCGUCUACGGAAACAACCUGCACGGCAAUAGCGAGGUAAACCUGCACGGCUGCAGGGAUCUGUGUAACGAGUGGGCCCUCUUCUCUCACGAUGCUCUUCAGUACCAGGAUUCUGGGGACAGUAGCAGCGACUACCUUUUUCCUGAGGUUAGCGAGGAAUCGAUGUUUCUGCCUACGAAACCAGAGCUUCCUUACGAAGAGCUGUGGUUGGACCAAGGCUCUGGAAAGCCUGGAGAGCAGCCUCUCAUUCGCUCGCUAAGUGAGAAGAGCAAAUGUGACAAUUACAGAGGGUCUUUCCGAUCAAAGUGCGGUACUGCAUCUCUUCCUGUGCCUGGGACCGUCGGAGCAACAACAAAGUCUUCGGAUGUUUCCCUACCUCCACCUCCAGUGCCUCCCAAAUCUGAAGCAGUGAAAGAGGAAUGCAGGCUCCUGAAUGCUCCCCCUGUCCCUCCACGGAGUUCAAAGCCAUCCUCCACCAGUCCUUCCAUCCCUCCUCGCACAGUCAAACCUGCACGACAACAGACCCGCUCUCCCAGCCCUACUCUGUCCUACUAUUCUUCAGGACUGCACAACAUCAAUGUCACAGAGAAUGACAACGCGAACCCAGCCGAGAGCAGCACACCUGUUUCCUGCUACCCUUGUACCAUGAUGAAAACCGAAUCCAAAGAGCCUGAGAACACGAUGCCUUUUGGAAGCCCUUCAACUGAAGCUCUGCCUUCUAGGUUAUCUUGGCCAAACCAUUUUUCGGGAACUGCGGAAGGCCUGAAUAGGAGCGAUUUCCUGCUCGAUCCAAGCAGGAGCUACAGUUACCCCAGACAGAAGACUCCAGGCACGCCAAAGAGAAACUGUCCAGCACCUUUGACUUUUGACUUCGAUGGGUGUGAGCUCCCUGUGGGGUACUCCCAGCUGACCCCCGCAGAGCUCACUAACACCAUCUCCAGCUGCCCAAAGUCAGCAAGUUACUCUCUAGACUGCACUGAUGAGAAAACUCUGGGAGUCAGCGACACAAAGCAGAGUCAUUCAUGUCCUGCCUUACCUCCUCGGGCACCGAAGCCGAGCGAAGAGAAACCAGUUACAGACAUGGGUCCUUUGCCACUAAAAAUAGAUGGUGCCGAGGAGGAAUCGAAAACUGGUUCUCCGGACCUGUUGGAAGAUCAGUAUCUUGUUAAAAAGGGCAUGCAGGACACAUUCUCUGUGUCCUAUCCCUUCUCGUCUCCCCUCCACCUCCAGUUAGCACCAAGGUCUUGCGGGGAUGGUUCUCCCUGGCAGCCACCCACAGACCUUUCUGGACUCUCAAUAGAGGAAGUGUCUAAAUCGCUGAGGUUCAUUGGGCUGUCAGAAGAUGUCAUAUCAUUUUUUGUUACAGAGAAGAUUGAUGGCAAUUUACUGGUUCAGCUUACAGAAGAAAUCCUGUCAGAAGACUUUAAACUAAGCAAAUUGCAGGUGAAGAAAAUACUGCAGUUCAUUAAUGGCUGGCGGCCCAAGAUGUGAUGCUGACUAGUUUUUAGUGGAACUGUACAAGAUGUGCUAGAUGCACUUCAGCUCAUGCAUCACUUCCUGUUUUUUGCACUAAAAGCCCCUCCUGUAAAUAGUAGUAGAAAAAUUCUUACUAUGCAGAUAAAAGUUUUUGAGUGGUGAACGGAUUUUUUUUUUUUUUGGUAUGUCGAUAAUAAAGGUAGAGAAUCUGCAGAGGUGUGCCUUGUGCAUCCCUGAACAUUCAACAGCUGCUAAAAACUGGACACUAAGGGAACUUACUCUGUAGUCUGUUAAGACUUACUUGUAUUUAUUACUGAACAAUUUGAUGCUGAAAGACACAUACCAAUCCAGUUUACAGUUUUGUGUUAACUGCAAAAAAAAUGUAUUUCUUACAGGAUUGUUUCUGUUCAAAUAAUAUUUGGCAACAUGCUGUGACUUUUUUCCUUUUCUGUUAACAAAAAGCAUGUUCAGAUAUACAAAAACAUGGUUUUGACACUACAUCUGAAAAUGUUAAGAAUUGCUGUGAAGUGCCACUAAUACAUUACUCUUGCAGCAUAUUUUUAUUAACAGUAUCUUCCUGACUACCUGUAAUGUGGACGUUUUCCAUGUUACUUUGAACAAAAAGAGUUAAUUGUUAAAAAAAAAAAAAAAGUCUUGCUUAGCUCAGUGCCCAAAGGGGAGGGAGAAGGGGGAUUUUCCUACUGAGCCACUCUGCCCUGGCCAAUUAAAAGUUUAUGACCUGUGGAUUUCAAAAGUUGCUUUUGUAGUCAGAUGGCUGCAGUCAGCAGCACGACUUCGGGUCGUGCAGCUUUCUCAUGGGAAAGGCAGUUCCCUGCACAGACCCUUCCCAGCAGAUCCUGCCCCUCGCAGCUGCCAGCACAUCCAUCAGAGGAGCCUGUUAGUGCAGCCCUUCCACACUGGCCGAAGGAAACCUGUUACGUUUCCUCUGCUGCUGUUACAAUCAUCUGAAAAUGUGCUCCAUGUGCUGUGCUAUUCUUGGAGUCGGAUCUGUGUGGGAAGGUGAUAGUACUCCUGUAGGAUGCCUUUGAAAUAAAACGUUGGAGAGGUGGGAAGGAACAGAAGCAGUACAUGCCACGCCGAUAAGAAGGGGCCAAGUGAGAGCUUGGGCCAUGCCUCGGGAAAUGCUUGUGAUGUUCACCUGUCUUACUUGCAGUGGGCUAGGAGAACAUGGGUGUCAAAGUGGAAGGACUGCAGCAUCACUAAGACGUGUCAACUCAAUUGCCCAGUUGCAAAAACUCACUGCAAUAGACACCAAACAGAAGUAGCAGUCAGAAGUUAGGGCAGGUAUGGGAAGGGGGUAUGAGGCUGCCCCAGGAGACUUUCUGAAUUUACACGCAGAGGGCUAGAAAUAGGAUUGACUUUUGAUAGUCUGUUGCUGUUGGUUGGCAGAGCUCUCAGAAACAUGUCUAAAUAACCUCAGAACCCCAGGAUCCCCUGCCUUUGUAGUGCUGAAGGCAAGGAUUUGUGGAGGCCCUCAGGAAAGUCUGCAGAGUCCAUCUUCUGCAGCUGCAUAUCCCAGGUCCUCAGGGGUCAAAGGCAGGGAAGCCGGAGCAGCUUCACCUUGCUCUGGCUCCUUCACCUGCUGCAGAUCAGAGCCCUGCCUGGGGUGACACCAUCACCUGCUUUUCUUGUUUGAAAGGACAAAGAGUCUCUCUUCCUCCAGGGCACACAGUGGGAGCAUCAAGAGAAAAUAGAGUUCAGGGACAAAAAAGACAGUCUAAUUUUCCCUGUUUUCUCAAUUAUAUGGACUCAUUAAAACAAAUGUGGAGCAAGUGGAGCUUUCUGUUGCCUGGGCAAAUUUCAUGUCAUGUCUCCAUGACGAAGCCAAGAUGCAUCAUUUGUCUUGCAAUAAUGCAAACCACCAGUUCCCAAGCAGAGAAUAAAGCACAACUGGAUGUGGGUACUAGAAGGCAGUGAGCCAAAAUCUAUCCCAAUAGAAAAACCCCAAGAGUUCAUAAUCUUAAUCUUUUUGUUAAUGUAUUGACUUUUAGCAACAGAUCGAUAGCUUUUUCUGGAUGCUUUUUAAUUACUGUCCUAAAAUAUUUUAACUUCAAUUAAGACUAAGUCAAAUUCAAGUACUGUUCUGAUGUGUGUGCUUGUUGGUAGGCACAUGCAAGUUAAAGUCAAUUUGUUUUUUAACCCUCAGUAUGUCUAAUGAACAUUCCACAUGCAAAAAAAAAGAGCCUUGGUGGAAUCUGCAUUCAUGAGUUUGCUGCACUGACAUCCUGUAUCCACAGACCAAAAUAAAGCUGACCUGUAGAAAGGCACAGAAGUGUACCACGAUUUCCGAAGCAGAUCCUAGGUACACAACUACAGCUGAAACCUCUAAUUGCACACUUGCUAUCGAUGUCCUCCCAGUAGUCUUGUUCUGGCUUGGCGCUGCAUACUUACUUUUAUGCAUAGUGUGUUAGCAUUUGACCUUUACUGUAGCCCUGAGCAGCCCAUUAGCUUAACUUUCCAAACCUCUUAAAGCGAUUUAGGUGUUCCCAACCUCAAUGUGUUGUGUGAAUGAUGGGACUGCAGCAUCGUGCCACCUGCACAAAUGCCCAGGCAGGACUGAAGCUUCUGUUCUGGUGCCUUUGGCACUGUAAAAGGUAGCCUGAAUACAGGAGCCCAACUUAACUACAUCAGUCCCACAGCAAGUCCCUAGCAUUAAGGAGAAGGUGGCACUUUGGAGAUGGGGGAGGAGCAGAGGAGUCCUUCAGGCCGCAGCAGAGGAGCACGCAGUCUCUUCAUAAAGGUGGGGUGUAAAACCUGGAGACUUCAAUCUAUAAAAGGUACAAAAUGCUGCACUACUUACGGUACUUCAAGAUGGAAAGUCACUUCAGUGUUCCCACUGUGAUUGGAAAGAUCUGCAGGCUCUGAGGAAUAUCCCUGUGGUACAGACUUUCUGCCAGCUGAUGCGAGUAGAGGAGACAGCACUCCUCAUUUGAUCAGACUCACCUUCGGUGAUUGUAGUGUUGGUCGCCUUGUGCUGCUUGUAGCCGAUCCGUUUCCUAGUUCCACAAGUGCCUUUAAGGGCGCUCGUUGUGAUUUUAGAGGCAUUUAAUGAUUUGUGCACUCGUGCAAGUUGCUGACGUGUUUUGAGUCUAAACAAGAUGCAGGUUGUGGCCCUGUUGGUGUUUAACCUGAAUAGCGCACUCAGCCAGGUCUGUGCUUUGAACACAAGUUCAUAAUGGUAUUAAUGACUCCAGUUUGUCAUUGGCAAGUGGUACUAGUUCUGUUCCUAGCCAUCCAGUGGUCUGUAACUCACCUCAAAGACCAGCAGCACUUCCAGCUUACAUCUGUGCCAGUAAACCGAGCGGUACCCUCAUGGCAGCCGCUUGCUGUUGAGGUGCUGAUGUGGGCUCUUGCAUGGCUUUGGUGCAAACCAACCAGCCCAUGCACGGGGUGAUCCCUGGCAGCACAGCCCCGGGGCUGGCAAUCACUGGUCCCUGGGUAUGUCUUGCUUUGGAGAGAGUGGAGUUCAACCAGGUCGGUGGGGGAGCUGUGUUGGGUGUCCUCAGGGUCCAAAAGUGGGCUCCGGCCUGUUUUGUCUGCUAGUAGAGGUGUAGCCAUUGUGUUCAGAGAAUGCCUAUCAUGCCGCAGUGGGCUGAAAAUCCCUCAUGUUUUAGAGACAUCCUGCCGGUCCUAACUUUGGAUUUCUUUCCUCCUUUUAAAUAAACACAAGGCCUCUGGUGCUUAUUUCGUUAGUGGUGUCCGAAGUUGUGUAUUAUCAUCAGGGUUCUUGCUUGUCUGGGGGGCUUGGUAGCAAAAAUUCUGGCCUGUCGUUAUGUAAGGAGUUGUCUCAUUAUCCCACACCAGGAAACACAUCCUUUCUAUGCAACAUUCUUGUGGCACAAGUACUGAUGUCGCCCUCAGCUGCAAAAGCUAGAUUCUAGCAAAGGGUUUUUUCUGGAUUGGAAACAGAAUGGGCAAGGGAAGGAAUGGGGAGAAAAUUUGAGGGGAAAUGCUUGUUUCCUUUAAACACUCGUGCCUAGGAUUAAGAUUCUUUGUAUUGCUGCCUGCCUGGCUAACCAAAGUUGUAUUGACAUCAACUCAAAAUGCCUAUUUGCAUUCUUGCUGUGUUGUGCAAAUUGCCUACGGCUAGAAAUUUAGAGACAGAAAACAUUUGGUCCAUCAAAAUUAGAAGGAAAAUGUGUUUUGAGGUGUUCUUGCAGCUAGAAGCAAGGGUUUGAAAUAAAUGUGUAUCGCACUUUUUUUUUUUUUUCAAAACAACAGUUUUAUUUGCCAUUUUAAUUGACUUUAUUCCACAACAGCUUCAAGAAAAACAGUGUAAAUAGCAAUACUGUUUCAAAAACAGCAUAUUUUCAUUCUGUCUGUAAAUACUUGAAGUGUUUUCUCCUCUGUCUUCUUCUUGAAUCAACUCCUUGACUGCCUCCCUGCUACAUAAAGCCUGCUGGCACCAGUUUCUUGUGUGCAGGGGGAGAGUGGAGGCUGUAAGUUCCCAGUGGGGUGCCCAUGGGCCAGGCUGCCUAAAAUCCAAGCACCAGCCAUCUGGGGAAGGACAAGGGCUUUAGCCCCGCUCUCCUGUCUUGUUUCUUUGAUGCUCUGCAAGCUGCAGCAUUUCCGUGUGCGAACUGGAAGGUACGAAUGAAAUCUUAAUCGAAGCAAGGGGUUGUCCAUUUUAUUUGCGGUGUUAGGGAUGUCAGGGCAGUAAGGAAAUUCAGGCCCCUUGUCGAGACCUAGCAAUAAGUGACUCUUUGUUUGUUAUGUCUUAAGCUUCUGAUAAUCUGGAAGUUGCUCAGACUUCACCGUUUCUGUGCAUAAUAACCAAAUUCUCAGAGCAAAAAUCUGCAGAGUGAUUCUCUUGACUUGGACAAUCUUCUGAAUUAUAUUAAAAUUAUCUGUUAGUUCUUAGUUCUUUAGAUUCACUUUGGGUAGGUCAAAAAAGUAACAUUUGGGAAAAAAAAAAAAAAAAAAAAAGAACAAAAAGAAAAGAGAAAGCCCCAAAACUUCAGCUUAGUACAUUUCCGUUAUAAAACAAAGCAUGGUUUUUGUGGAAUUCUGUGCUGUUUUGGGCUUUUGUGUAAGGCUGAAGGCAGAUUAUUAUUUAAACCAGGUGCAAAUAAAUAUCCCUGUAAUGUAUAUGAACAAAUUUAAACCGUGUAUUGUAAGUAUAUAAACUGUAUAUUAAAGACACUAUUUUCAUGAUACUUUAAA